AUUAUACGUCAUCUACUCUUCAAGUUUAAAACAAUUGCAUAGCGAAGUACGCUUAUUUUUACAAAAGUCGAAUUGAAUUGCAGUGACAUUUUGAAUUCAUCAAACGCAUACAAAUAUUCAAUACAUAUGUUGCCUCUAUGGCUCUGGUAUAGAUCUAUGAGUAUAGCUCUAUCUGUGACGCUCUUUGACGCGGUAUGAGACGUAAACACGGAACAGGUUGAGAGGUCGAAGAGAGACCGGUGUCAUAACGUGUGGAAUCAGGGCUCCAACAAGUGCCUCAUGGCUGGCCGGCUGCUGAAGGUGUCCUCUGUGGCCACGGCGCUGGUCGCCACCUCGGGGGUGUACCUCUACACCAAACAGCUGGACCCCAACGACCUCAGCCUCGUGCGCUUCGGCCGUGCAGCCGCCGCCACCGCUGUCAUCAGCUAUGACUACCUCACCGCCUUCAGGAACGUGGAACCCGGCUCAGAUGAAUACUCGGCCCUCAAAUCCAAGGUCCACCUGCGUUCUGCGGAGCGGUUGCGGUCCCUCUGCUGUGCCAACCGGGGGACGUUCAUCAAGGUGGGGCAGCACCUGGGCGCCCUGGACUACCUGCUCCCCGGGGAGUACACCUCCACCCUGAGGGUGCUGCACAGCCGCGCGCCCCAGAGCAGCAUGGACCAGAUCCAGCAGGUCAUCAGGGAGGACCUGGGCAAGGAGAUGUCGGAGCUCUUCGUGUCCUUCGAGGAGACCCCCCAGGGGGCGGCCUCGCUGGCCCAGGUGCACCGGGCCGUCCUCCACGACGGGCGCAUCGUGGCCGUGAAGGUGCAGCACCCCAAGGUGCAGUCGCAGAGCUCCAAGGACAUCCUGGUCAUGGAGGUGUUGGUGAGGGCAGCAUGGCUCUUCCCAGAUUUUGCCUUCAUGUGGUUGGUGGAGGAGGCCAAGAAGAACAUGCCUCUGGAGCUGGACUUCCUCAACGAAGGACGCAACGCAGAGAAGGUGGCCAAGAUGCUCGCCCACUUCUCCUUCCUUAAGGUCCCACAGAUCCACUAUCUCUCCACCAAGAGGAUCCUCACCAUGGAGUUCGCCGAGGGCGGGCAGGUCAACGACCGCGACUACAUGAGGCGCCACGGCAUCAACGUCAACAAGGUGUGUUCCGUGUGGGAGCUGCCCACGCUGCUGGGGCUUACGCCCUCGGACCGAUCUCGGAGGACCUGGGGAAGGAUGUACAGCGAGAUGAUCUUCGUGCACGGCUUCGUGCACUGCGACCCCCACCCCGGCAACGUGCUGGUGAGGGUCUGCCCCCACAGCAAGAAGACGCACAUCGUACUGCUGGACCACGGCCUCUACCAGGGAGCGAGCUUGCAGCCGGGCUUCCGUCUGGACUACUGCCGGCUGUGGCAGGCCCUGAUCACCAGCGACAUGCCCGCCGUGGAGCGCUACAGCCGCCGCCUCGGAGCCGGAGAGCUCUUCCCGCUCUUCGCCUGCAUGCUCACCGCGCGCUCCUGGAACUCCGUCAACACCGGCAUCACCUCCACGCCGUCACGCAGUCCGAGGUGGGUGACCCAGGCUGCUGAUGUGGAGAUCCGCACCAACGUGUCGCAGUACCUGCCCCAGAUCAGCGAGCUGCUCAACAGAGUGCCGCGCCAGAUGCUGCUGCUGCUGAAGACCAACGACCUGCUGCGCGGCAUCGAGGCCGCGCUGCAGACCCGCGCCGCCUCCUCCUCCUUCCUCAACAUGUCCCGCUGCUGCGUCCGCGCCCUGGCCAGGCACAGGAGGAGCAAGGCUAGCUCCCGGACGCGGCGUCUGCGGAUCUCAGUGGGCGAGGUGCUGGGGCUGUGGCGGCUGGGUCUGUACGAGGUGUACCUCCAGGUCAAAGGUCACCCAAUGGCUCGCUGGCUGUGGGCCUUGCUCGGCUGCCUGGGCUAGUCAUCAGCCUGGAGAUGGACACACACACACACACACACACACACACACACACACACACACACACACACACACACACACACACAGAUAUGUAAAUAUCUAAAUUAUAUUAUUCUUACUUUUAUUCAUUAGUCCAAAUCGCACAUUGAGCUGUCAACAUCUUGGCUGAAGACCCCUGGGAAUAUAAACAGAAGGACAGAAGGCAGCCAUAGGUAUUAUUAUUGAAAUUCAACCAGAUGUUAAGUUGACCAAGACAUCAGUCAAUCAUAACCAGUCACGCAGGCAGGCAGACAUAUGGCAGCAGUCAGUCAAAUGAGACGUUUACCGGGAGAAACUAAAUUGGCCUCAGUCCAGCACCGGCAUGCAGGCUGGGACUCAGUCAGUCCAACCCCACCAACAGACUGACAGACGGACAGACGGACAGACGGGUGGUGCAGCCAGUUAGACGUACUGAUGUAGGUUGAGAUGCAGGAAGCCAUACGGAGGAGUAAUUGUUUCUCUGAACUUUCCGUUGCCUUUGCGGCCUCUACCUUUUGGUAUUUAUCUUGGGAAGCAAGUAAGUUAGUUAAAUUAAGUUGAGUUAUCCUUUAUUGUCCCUCUUUAAGUAGCACGAUGAGGUAACGUUGAUCGGUUAAUGGACGGCUGACUCUAGCCAUGACUCUUAAGUUAAGUUUCCUCUCCGUUUACGGAGAGUCACGGAGGCCAAACCUCAGCACUCCGUCACCAGGAUCAGCUGCUGGUUGGGCACCGGCCUUAACGGUUGGACAAUCUGUACUUCCAGCAAGGAUGAAGACAGAAACUUAUUUUAUAUUUCCAUUGAAAGAAGAUGUUGUGGAAACUAAUGGAUCCCGGCUCCCACGGAGAGUGGUUAUUAUGGGCUAUAAUACCUCAUAACAUGGCUUUCGGCCAUUUUUUCAUGGAUUUCACUCAAGGCAUGUACUCUGGAUUAUCCAUCUGUCUUUUUAUAAUUUCGUCGUGUGCUUAUUUUGGGACCAGUUGAGUUCUAUCUUGUUGGCCAAAUACGUUGAAGAUUAAUGCACGUGUGGUUUUCCCUCCAGCGUAUGUCCAGGUGUUUCUAUCAAUGCAGAGAAGCGUCAUCACGCCACUCUCAGUAUUGUACUCCUCUGUUCUUCAGUGUUGUCUUUUUUGAGAUUUUAAAACAUCUCAUCUAUCUCUUGCUGUGCAAUCUCCCGCUGGAACCUGGGGCCAAUUAACGCUGCUUUCAUUCAUCAUACUGCUUUUAUGUGGUUCAUUUCAUUUACAGAUGAAAACUGCUUGAUAAACACUGUGCACCAUGUUGGGGUUGGGGUCUAAUACUUGAUUUCUUUGUGGGCCCAAAUUAGUAUUUGUGGUUAUGAAGAGUUAUGAGAUUAGCCUUAUGCAGUCCUGUGAUGUGUUUCAUUUGUUUUCUCUUACAGUUUAUUGUUGUCUGUGAACUGAAGCCACUGCUGUAAUUAUUAAAGAAUAACUUUUCAACCUAGAUCCUAUUUCCCCUCAUGUUGGGUCUAAGUGACUAAUGCACACAACAAUUUCUGAAAUGGUUUGUUGAGCGAGAGAGCUUCAACCUACAGACGGGGCUGUCAUGUGAUCCUAUGAGGCCAAUGUCGCACAUCCUCUGCCUGCUGUUCCACUGACAUUGCGCAAAUACAACGCGAUAAUAAUGACAACAAAGACAAGCCUUCAAAACUUCUCCUUGAGAGAGACUUGACAAUGACAAAGCGACCUGAAAAUGAAAGUGAAAAAGAAAAAUAGUUGUAUUUCUCUGGAGGGAUCCUUCCCUAAUAUUGUCUGACAUAAUAACAAUCGGAGAGCAGCAAAAAUAAGCACUUCUAGAGGACUCCCAUUGUCGGGGGCUGGUAGCUCAUCGGGUUACAAUGCAGCCCUGCAUUAGUCACACAAACACCCAAAACCAUGGAGAGACAGGGUCGAGGUUGAAAAACCCCAAGGUCAUGCUUUAACAGAAUGGCAUGUGAACAUGAAGUGGCAUUUUAAUCAUGGGAGAUGCAAUAGAUUAAAGUUUUCUACGUGAGAUCACACUUAUUUUCAUCAGUUCUCGGUUCCAUUCCUUCAAUUUGAAUGUGGAGGGCAAAUGCUGUCUAUUAAAUAUAAUCGAAAAGCCAAACGGUAGUGUCUUGAAAUAAAGAUUUUACAUUGCCAAA
Messenger RNA from Gadus morhua (Atlantic cod), 4064 nucleotides. It is a transcript of the gene adck1, whose product is annotated as aarF domain containing kinase 1. Gene Ontology annotation, biological process: mitochondrion organization; lipid homeostasis. The record is from RefSeq and is a predicted model, not a curated record. NCBI's taxonomy places the organism in Eukaryota, Metazoa, Chordata, Actinopteri, Gadiformes, Gadidae. Gene Ontology annotation, cellular component: mitochondrial inner membrane.